AUGUAUUCAGACUCAAGAUUACCCGGCACGGCAAGGCUCUGCCAACUCUCAGUUCUCCUCUUGGCAACGGCUUCAACGGCUUCCGGCUAUGUAGACCCUGCUGGGCCAGUUAUUACCUCACCUCCUGACGUGGGGGUUGUAUACCUGAGAGACGGAACUCAAGAUGUGAGUUUCUGGGGUUAUAUAUCUGAGAGCGAAACCUACAACAGGCACUGCCGUUCGUCCAACUUCUUCCGUGUCUUCAGUCUCGGCUUCAUCAAGGGCGUCUUCAUCCUUGACAAGCUCAUCGACAUUUUCCUCCUCAAGAAGUUCGACGUCUUCAUCUUCUACAUCUUCGUCGAGUAA
Molecule: messenger RNA, 345 nt
Organism: Clonostachys byssicola
Lineage: Eukaryota; Fungi; Ascomycota; Sordariomycetes; Hypocreales; Bionectriaceae
Source: the annotation of a GenBank genome assembly